Messenger RNA from Anthonomus grandis grandis, 798 nucleotides. Its product is annotated as UPF0598 protein CG30010. The record is from RefSeq and is a predicted model, not a curated record. The transcript has 2 exons. The coding region runs from base 117 to 731 and encodes 204 amino acids. Lineage: Eukaryota; Metazoa; Arthropoda; Insecta; Coleoptera; Curculionidae.
UCAAUGUAUUGUUAUUUUAUUUUGUGUAUGGAAAUUCGAAAUCCAGUUUAAGUUCAAAGUACAUAAUUCAAUUUAACUUUUUUGUAUUAGUUGAAUUGGGAUGUUUUGGAGGUACCAUGCAGAGUCUUCGGUCCCUUUUACGAGGUCAUUCACAACUAAGAUUUAAAGCUACCUACAUACAAGGGCAAGAACCAGAACCCAGAGUUAGGGAAUAUUUCUAUUUUAUAGACCAUCAAGGAAUGCUUUUCCUGGACGACUCUCGCAUGAAAAACUUCACCUCCUGCUUCAAAGAACCAAAAUUUCUUCAAUUUUUCUUCCAACGUCUACGCGUUAACAACACACAACGGUACAAGGGCGACUUUCCCUAUUUGUCCCUUUGUGGCAGAGAACGUAACUUCAUUAGAUGUGAUGACACCCCCAUAGUAGGUACACAUCUUUUAUCUUUGGCCGACGGAUGGUAUCUUGCGCACAACCACGCAGGCGCGGCCCUUAAGCUAUCAUUUCAACCGGAAAUGGUUUACAUGCAACCGGAAACUGGUAGAGUGUACCAUCCGGCACCAGAAAGAGCGGGCGGAGUUGCAUUAAUAAGAUCUAAGUUAGCGAUAGAGCUCAGCGAUCAGUUUAAGUUUGAGGAUGGUGAAGGCAAGCCGCCGACCCAUUUAACGUUUCAAGGUGUAAGUUAUGAGUUGAAUAGAGAUUGGUAUACCAAAGCAAGGAACUGUGUUUUAUAAUUGUUAGUUUAUUGUAAGGAUCUAAUUAUAGUUUUAAUAAAAGUUGUAAAUACUUGUAUAGUAAUUA